UACACAGAUAUUAUGCUGCACCGAGGAGCGGCAGGGACACUGGCUGUAACGUGGAGCUGUUCGCUAUGCCAGGUCUCGGAACACUGUUAGGAGAGGACAUGCUUUAGGUGAUAUUGUUAACGAACGCAGGUGUUUAUUCUAGUUAAAAAGGCUUUUUUACAUGCUGUCUGUCUGAAUUGGAUACCGAAGGGGACGGGAGAGUGAGCAACAAGUGGAGUUUGGCGUGGAGAGGCCGACAUUUUUCACGGUCACCAGCUAUGGAAGAGCAGAAGGAGCCCAACAGCGGCCGGGACACAACCGAGGAGGAGAGCAUGUCCCUGUCGCCGAACCUGCCAUCCCCUGCUAUGAUUUUACCCCACCAGGCAGCCCAGCAAGCCCAUAGAACCACGAACUUUUUCAUAGACAACAUCCUCCGGCCGGACUUCGGCUGCAGAAAAGAGCCGAGCUACCGCGACCGGAGCCAGACGUCGGGUCGGGAAAACGUGAACCCGCUGGGCGCGAGGCCGCUGCACACCGGCAGCCUGUGCCUGGACUCCAACUGCAGCAGCGACAGCAGCUCGUCGUCGCCUUCCUCGUCGUCGUCCACGUCCUCUUCCCCCUCUUCCAAGCAGAACUCGUCGAAGCAGUGCGAACCGACGAGCAACGGGACUGGUAGAUACGCAGACAGCCCCUCGUCAAUUAUGGUCAUGAGCGGCAGCAAUGGAGGCUCUCCGCCCGUGGCAAAAGAAAGCCAGCCGCUGUUGUGGCCCGCUUGGGUGUACUGUACGCGGUACUCGGACCGGCCCUCAUCUGGCCCAAGGACACGGAAACUGAAGAAGAAAAAGAGCGGCAAGGAGGACAAGCGGCCCAGGACGGCGUUCACGGCCGAGCAGCUGCAGAGACUCAAAACCGAGUUCCAGGCCAACCGCUACAUAACGGAGCAGCGGAGACAGUCUCUGGCCCAGGAACUCAACCUGAACGAGUCCCAAAUUAAAAUCUGGUUCCAGAAUAAGAGGGCCAAGAUUAAAAAGGCCAGCGGCUACAAGAACGGCCUGGCCCUGCAGCUCAUGGCUCAAGGACUUUACAACCAUUCAACGACCACCGUGCAGGAGGAGAAGGAGGAGAGCGAAUGAGCGGCCGGACUCUUUUGGACAUAACGAACUGGGAGAAGAAGGAGAAGUGGGGGACGCUAUUUAAAAACACAGAUUUCUGUUUAUGGUAACAGUAUAUGGACAUAGUUAUAUAAAUGAACGCUCGUUAUUAAAGUUUAUAUAGCCACACAGUUAUCAUGUUGUAUACGGUAUAUUUAAUUUCAGGCUCGUCUCUUCACGCCGGUCCUUUUUUCUCUCCUCUCUGUCUGUUCUCACUGUUUUUUAGGAUCUAUAGGUUCUUGUGGUCUCCUUGCCCCCACCCCCCUUUUCCCCAUAUUUGCGCCAUAUUUUCCCUUCAACACAUCAGUCAAGCCAAACAAGCCAAAGAUUUUAAUAUGUUCACACGUAGUCUGAAAUUUAAAAAAGAGGGAGAUAGAGAGAGAGAGAGCGGUAGUUAAUGGGUUAAAUUAUUAUUUCUUACAUAC
Pelmatolapia mariae (spotted tilapia) is the source of this 1555-nucleotide messenger RNA. Its product is annotated as homeobox protein engrailed-1-B-like. The record is from RefSeq and is a predicted model, not a curated record. Gene Ontology annotation, molecular function: DNA-binding transcription factor activity, RNA polymerase II-specific; RNA polymerase II cis-regulatory region sequence-specific DNA binding. Gene Ontology annotation, biological process: neuron differentiation; regulation of transcription by RNA polymerase II; multicellular organism development. The transcript has 2 exons. NCBI's taxonomy places the organism in Eukaryota, Metazoa, Chordata, Actinopteri, Cichliformes, Cichlidae. Gene Ontology annotation, cellular component: nucleus. The coding region runs from base 258 to 1112 and encodes 284 amino acids.